UUCAUUUAUGUCUUUUCUGACGAAAGAGAAAAAGAUUAUGAGGAUAUUUCUUCUGACCAAGGCAUCAUUCCACUGAAGCGCUCCAGUCUCUGCACGUGAAGCGUCACUUUUGCGCAACAGGUUCUGGGAGAUAUAUUUAUUAACAGUAUACAAUCCGAUCAAUGUAGUAAGAAGAAGCAUGCUGUCCCCGUGUUGGCCCUUUGGCACCGAGCAGGAGAUCAACUCAUGGGAUGUAGUGGAUGCAGGGUCAGGUUCAACUUUGGCAAGGUGCUCUCCAAAGUCUCGGUGUUUUUUGCCAUGGUCCUGAUCUUCACCUACUUCUUCUACUGCCUCGCUGGACUCUGCGAUUCGGCUCCCAGAGCUCUGUACAGACAGCAAUUAGCGUCCGACUAUGACAUUCUGGACGACCCCCGCCGAGUUUUGGACGAGCUGCGACCCUCGCCGCGUCUCCUGCCGGACCGGAACCGCACAGUCUCCGAGGACGCGGCGCAGGUGGACGCGCCGGGACCGCAGCUGCCUCUCCACGUGCGGGGCAGCGCGAAGGAGAGCGCGGAGAGCCACGGCAUUCCCGUGUCCAACACUUUCGGGACCAAGAGGCUUCCGCAGGCGAUUAUAAUCGGCGUGAAGAAAGGAGGAACCCGCGCCCUGCUGGAGUUUCUCCGCAUCCACCCCGACGUGAGGGCGUUCGGUGCCGAGCCUCACUUCUUCGACAGGUUUUACGAUAAAGGACUGGAGUGGUACAGGAGCCUGAUGCCCCGGACUCUGGACGGCCAGAUCACCAUGGAGAAGACGCCCAGCUACUUCGUGACAAAGGAGGCUCCUAACCGUGUCUGCAAUAUGAACUGCCAAGCCAAGCUCAUUGUGGUGGUCAGGGAUCCUGUGACGCGGGCUGUAUCUGACUACACCCAGACACUGUCCAAGAAUCCAGGCCUUCCAUCCUUCCAGAGCCUGGCUUUAAAAAACUCCACCACGGGUCUGAUUGACAUCACUUGGAGCGCUGUGCGCAUCGGCCUCUACGCCAAGCAUCUGGAGAACUGGCUUCAACACUUCCCCUUGUCUCAUUUUCUGUUUGUAAGCGGCGAGCGGCUGGUGUCUGAUCCGGCAGGGGAGAUGGGCCGGGUUCAGGACUUCCUGGGACUGAAAAGGGUUGUUUCAGACAAACACUUCUACUUCAACCAGACCAAAGGUUUCCCAUGCUUGAAGAAGCCAGAGGGGAGCAGCAGACCUCGCUGCCUUGGAAAGUCUAAGGGCAGACCUCAUCCCCAAAUCCCUUCCGAGGUCCUGCAGAGGCUCAGAGACUUCUACCGGCCCUUCAAUCACCGUUUCUACCAGAUGAGUGGACAAGACUUCGGCUGGGACUGAUGGAGGAGAUCCCUGUCAUAGCCCGGGGAAAAAAGCCAGUUUGACUGUUUAAUGCUCGACAGGACUAUCGUCUCAAGGUCGAAGAAUUCGAAGUCCACAAACUGAACUCUGCCACAGUGGACUCAUGAGACAUGCAGCAGGUGAACUGCCAUCUUUUUGUUAGAGGAUAGAAGGCGACAUGACACAGUGCUGCAAUAUGCAGGUUACACACAAAGUUAAUGGAUUAGUUAUUAAACCAUUUUCUUACUUGUAUAUUAAUAUUACACAGAAGGGAAAGUUAAAAGCAUUUCCUUUGAAUAUCUUUUUUUAAAAACUUCUGUUCAUAAAAUAAGCUGAUAUUUAUAGUUUCUGUUGUUUUGAAAUGCAACAGUUACAGAUUUCUUUUAUUAAAGAAAUGUAUUUAUUACACGACAAAGCAUGACAUGAAACAGAAGAUGUUUUUAUUGACAGGACAUUGGAGAAAAUGUCAUUCUCCAUAAUAAACCACUAUGUUUUAUUGAUUAUAAGCAGUGUUACUUUGACUGCAUUUGUACUUUCAUUACAUUUACUGUUUCCAAAGUCUUUUGAAACACAACACAUCUUAGUUUAAUGUUAAGGGGUAUUGCUCUGCACAUUGCAGUUGAUAUACCUCUGAUACCUCAUGUGUAAAUAUUAAAUGUUACAAUGAUCACAAACCACACAACUACACAUUUCAUUUGUAGGCAUCCUCUCAAAGCCACACAUAUCUGAACUGCCUUGAACAGUGCCCACUGUAUCGGCUGUCACUCACUUAAAAUAAAUGACUGUUUUGAUCUGUGAUUAUUUUGAACUAUUUAAAACUCCAUGUAUAAAGAACAUAAUGCCU
Molecule: messenger RNA, 2206 nt
Organism: Pseudoliparis swirei
Lineage: Eukaryota; Metazoa; Chordata; Actinopteri; Perciformes; Liparidae
Product: heparan sulfate glucosamine 3-O-sulfotransferase 6-like
Exons: 2
Coding region: 226-1362 (378 amino acids)
Molecular function (GO): [heparan sulfate]-glucosamine 3-sulfotransferase activity
Source: RefSeq, a predicted model, not a curated record